Messenger RNA from Morus notabilis, 2322 nucleotides. RefSeq names its product DEAD-box ATP-dependent RNA helicase 39. Gene Ontology annotation, molecular function: nucleic acid binding; RNA helicase activity; ATP binding. The coding region runs from base 70 to 1980 and encodes 636 amino acids. NCBI's taxonomy places the organism in Eukaryota, Viridiplantae, Streptophyta, Magnoliopsida, Rosales, Moraceae. The record is from RefSeq and is a predicted model, not a curated record. The transcript has 9 exons.
AAAAAAACGAUAAGCUUCACAUCAGAAGCACCCUAACUCACAUUUCAGCAGAAAAAAUUCAACUCCAAAAUGCAAUUAGCGAUGGGAGGUGCAACUGCAAAGACGCUUCUCACCAUUUCUCUCUCCUCGCACCUCUCUUCCUUAUCCCGUUUCUCGGCAGCCAAACGCUUCUCUCUCCUCAGACCGCCAAAACCCACGAGGAUUUAUCCGGGGUUUCGGCCUCUCCGCACUUCCGCAACCACAACCGAAACCGAAACCGUCGACACCGAUGACACAAUUCAGCCGCUGAAGCACUCAAUCCUUCUCGAACGGCUGAGGCUGAGGCACCUCAAGGACUCUGCAAAACCCCAAGAAACCAAAACCUCAACAAAGAAGAAUUCGGAUGAGAAUGUUGGGUUGGAGAAGUUAAAGGAAAGUGGUUAUGGUGAUAAGAAGAAGCAGAAAGUGGUUGGGAGUUUUGAGGAAUUGGGUCUGAGUGAUGAGGUUAUGGGAGCUGUUAGAGAGAUGGGAAUUGAGGUUCCUACUGAGAUUCAGAGCAUUGGGAUUCCCGCUGUUUUGGAAGGGAAGAGUGUUGUGUUGGGUUCUCACACUGGGUCUGGCAAAACUCUAGCUUACAUGCUGCCUCUUGUUCAGUUGAUGAGACAGGAUGAGGCAAUGUUUGGUAUGCUAAUGAAGCCAAGGCGUCCCCGAGCUGUUGUGCUGUGCCCCACAAGGGAGCUCUCUGAGCAGGUGUUCCGAGUUGCCAAGUCCAUCAGCCAUCACGCACGGUUCAGGUCUACUAUGGUAAGUGGUGGUGGCCGAUUAAGACCGCAGGAAGAUUCGCUGAAUGGUGCAAUCGAUAUGGUGGUUGGAACCCCUGGCAGGAUUCUUCAACAUAUUCAGGAUGGGAACAUUGUUUAUGGUGACAUAAAAUAUGUGGUGUUGGAUGAAGCAGAUACUAUGUUUGAUCAUGGUUUUGGACCUGACAUUCGUAAGUUUCUUGGCCCAUUGAAAAAUCGUGCAUCAAAACCCGAUGGGCAAGGAUUCCAAACAGUUUUGGUCGCUGCAACGAUGACAAAGGCAGUGCAAAAUCUAAUUGAUGAGGAGUUCCAAGGGAUUGUACAUUUGCGGACAUCAACAUUGCAUAAAAAAGUUGCAUCUGCUCGUCAUGAUUUCAUUAAACUUUCAGGCUCUGAAAACAAGCUGGAAGCAUUACUACAGGUUUUAGAGCCUAGUUUGGCAAAAGGAAACAAAGUAAUGGUAUUCUGUAACACACUUAAUUCCAGUCGUGCUGUCGACCACUUUCUCAGUGAAAAUCAGACAUCGACUGUCAAUUAUCAUGGCGAGGUGCCAGCAGAACAAAGGGUUGAAAACCUCAAAAAGUUUAAGACUGAGGAUGGAGAUUGCCCCACACUGGUCUGCUCAGACUUGGCUGCAAGGGGGUUGGACUUGGAUGUAGAUCACGUCAUCAUGUUUGAUUUUCCAUUGAACUCUAUUGACUACCUUCACCGUACUGGAAGAACUGCUCGUAUGGGUGCAAAAGGGAAAGUGACAAGUUUGGUUGCUAAGAAGGACGUUGCUUUAGCCACCCGAAUUGAGGAGGCGAUGAGGAAAAAUGAAAGUUUGGAAUCUCUAUCUGUAAAUAGUGUGCGGCGGGACAUUGCCAGGGCCCGAAUAACUGAGCAGAAGGGGAAAAAUGAAAAAUUAAUUAAAGUUGCAAAGCAGAGAAGCAGAGAUUCAGCAAAAUCAUAUCAGGAUCAAGGAGUGAAAUCCAAAAAGGCAUCUGGUCCAGCUAAAUUUGCAAAGGCAAGCGUUAAGGUAUCGAAAACAGUAAAGCUCUCCGGUGCAAGUAGCUCAAGAAAAUCUUCUUCGAGUGCAAGGAAGCAAGUAGUGAACAAAGGAUCCAGUGCGGCAAAAUCAACUUCUUCAAAAUUAAACGUUGUCGGGUUUAGGGGGCGGAAUUCUUGGUCAAAUAAGAAAGAACCAGCAAUGGCCAGAUGAUUGUAGGUGAGUUUUGGCUUAGUUUAUGAUUGAUUGCUUAUCAAAUUUGCAGUUACCAUGUAAGUUUGGCAUCCAAAAUUAUCUUUGUAAUAUUCAUACAAAAUUUUCCCUGCAUCAAAUUUUAGUGAUAUUCAUUCACUUGGUGGGUUCUGAAUACAAAUAUUCAAACGAAAUAUGUUGCUAUUCACCAGUUCAUCCAUUGAGACCUCUGAGAAGGAUAUGUCUCAAGAAAAUCCGAGGACGAUAACAAUGUGUCGAUAGAGUAGUAACAACAAGAACAAAUUUGAUAUAUACCUAUCCAUAUGUAUAAUAUAUAAUAUAUAUAAAACUGAAACUGGCUUU